AUGAAACAGAGUAAAGAACUUGAUGGCUUUCCUGCUGUAUUUUACAAGAUAUUUCAGGAGCCUCUUGCCUGCUGCCCCUCCCCGUGCGGGGCUUGUCCUGGCCCCGCAGCCCGGCUCUGCGUUAAGGUGCAAGGCCCGCGGCGCUGCAGAGACGACCUUGGCUGUGGGCACCGCACCGUGGGAAGCGCCGGUGGCUGGGUGUUCACACAACAGCCAGCGGCGGCUCGCACGGGGGCGGUAGUCAAGCCACAUACACCCUUAAUCAAGUUCCCAGACAGAAGUAAUUGUCCAAAACCUAAAAAGCAGGAAUCUCUACAAUCAAGGGUGCCACCGCUCCAUGCUUCAGCAGCACAGAUGUCUAUCGGGGACAGAUCACCAGCCCUUCAAAACAUUUCAUCCAUUAGUAGAGUACAAGGCACACCAGACACAAUAGAAUUAGUAAGAACAUUACCUCAAAAGUACAGGAGAAAGCUGAUGUCAAAUGAGGAGAUGGAAUAUAUUCAACGUGGAGGUCCAGAAUAAUUACAGAAGACACUUAUACACCACCAUUGAAUGAAUUAUUAUGUUCACAUUAAAGGCCUUCCUCACUCUAUGAAUGUUAUAAACAGUUUGUUAAUAGCUUUAAUAAAGACCCGGUUUAAUGGGGUGAGAAAGUUGACACGUUAGACACUUGUCUUCUAAUUUAUGUUUCUGGACUAACUUUUUUUAUUAAAGACUAAUUAAGGUAA
Messenger RNA from Pelodiscus sinensis (Chinese soft-shelled turtle), 728 nucleotides. The record is from RefSeq and is a predicted model, not a curated record. NCBI's taxonomy places the organism in Eukaryota, Metazoa, Chordata, Testudines, Trionychidae.